Messenger RNA from Dromiciops gliroides (monito del monte), 1291 nucleotides. RefSeq names its product membrane-spanning 4-domains subfamily A member 4A-like. The coding region runs from base 156 to 896 and encodes 246 amino acids. Lineage: Eukaryota; Metazoa; Chordata; Mammalia; Microbiotheria; Microbiotheriidae. The transcript is spliced from 7 exons. The record is from RefSeq and is a predicted model, not a curated record. Gene Ontology annotation, cellular component: membrane.
GGGGAAGCAGGCAGAUAGGACAGAGUUGGAACCCCAGGGGAGGAUCUCCCAUUCAGUGAAGUUCCAUCCAUUGACCAGGCAGACUUGAAGGCCAGGAGACCCUGAAAGAGCUGGUGGAUUGGACCGGUAAGCAUUCUAGCAUCACCAGCGGCCUGAUGGACUCCCAGGAAACUCCAAAGGGAGUGGUCCCAGCCUAUCCUCAGCCAGGUUUCAUUACCUACUCACAGGGUCCAGUGGGGACACCUGUGCAACUUUAUAAAUCAAAAGCAUCCCUGCAGAAAUUCCUGAGAGGGGAGCCCAAGGUGCUGGGGACCAUCCAGAUCAUGAUUGCUCUGAUGAACUUCAGCUUAGGACUGGUUCACAUUUUGACUCCUAUGGAUUCUUUUCUACGUGAAAAUUUUCUGCUUUACACUGGCUACAUAUUCUGGGGAACAGCAUUUUUUAUCAUCUCCGGUUCGCUCUCCAUUGCCGCAGAAAACAAACCCACCAAUACUCUGGUCCAAAGCUGCCUGGCAAUGAAUAUUGUUAGCUCAGUGGCGUCUGGGAUGGGAAUCAUCUUUUUCUCAAUCAACUUGGCAAUUCUUGAUAACAUGCACUAUUACUGUCACCGGGAAAGUUCCUUUAAUAUGUGCUCUUUUGGUCAUUCUCUAUUAGAGGGAAUCAGUUUGAUCCUUCUCGUCCUAACUAUUUUGGAAUUUGCCAUUGCCCUUGUGCUCUCAGGCUUCGGCUGCAAGGCAAGCUGCUGUGGCCAGAGUGGGGUCACCAUCUUCAUGCCUCCCCCACCUUAUGUGUCAGAAAACCCAGCUGCCGAAGCGUGCAAAGGAGCGACAACACUUCAGAGCCCAGAUGCUGACACGGCUGCAUUUUCAGGAAGCCGGCCUGACAGUUUCAUAUAGAACACAUACUUCCCUGUUCUCAGGGAAGUUUCUUUGCCUUACUGGCUAUUUCUCACUGAAAAACAAAGCAAAUUAAUUACAGUUUCCUGGAUUUCUUUGUUAAUAGUCCCCUCCAUCUUUGGCAAUGGAGGGGACUUCCAUUGUCCAUUUGGCAUUUCUUCUUUCAUUUCUCUUCCAUGUCAGUGUUUGCUCACAACAGUCUCAUUAAAAUGUCAGUGAAUCAUAUUUUAAAGUGGCUGCUCCCUCCCCAAGUCCAGCUUGCCUCAGCCACCCUCUGGAUCCCAAGGAGAGAUGGGGACAAUGGCACAAAAGUGGAACAUAAACCUUGUUUUAUUUUAAGCUUUAUGGAAUUUAUCUCCUAGCAUACUAUCAGAGUAUUAAACAGAACUCUGCUA